AUUCAUACAUUGUGUGUUUUUAUCCAGGUUUUGAUUUGCACGACUGUCAGCAAUAACUAGAUCCACCUACACUGCACUAGGCCUAAGCUACAGGAAUUUGGCUCUCGGCAUGAUUAUUAUUGACCCUGGUGACAUAAUUAUACAAAAUGUGUGGAGCUGCCUUGGUGGGCGGAUCUCCUUUAGGGAAGCCCCCCAACCCACGUGGAGUGUUUCAUCACAGAGCUAGCCAAACAAGGCCAAGGAGCUAGAAAGGGUGUCUUGUUUCCUGGACAUGGAGGAGUUGCAGAGAGAGCCAUGUCCGUGGCGUAUUUUAGAGGACUGUGGAGCUGCUUUUGUGAUGGGCUGUAUCGGAGGGGGGGUGUUCUCAUACUGGAAGGGAUAUAGGAACUCGCCACCCGGCACUCGACUGAGGGGAGGCUUGUCAGCUGUCAAAGUGAGAGCACCUGUGUUAGGAGGCAACUUUGGAGUGUGGGGUGGCCUGUACUCGACGUUUGACUGCAUGCUCAUCUCGAUACGAGACAAAGAGGAUCCGUGGAACUCUAUCGGAAGUGGUGCCAUCACCGGGGCCAUCCUGGCUGCUAGGUCAGGCGCCAAGGCAUCGCUAGGGGCAGCAGUAGCAGGUGGUGUUAUCCUGGCUGUCAUUGAAGGUGUGGGCAUCGCCAUCAACAGAGCAGUGUCUGAACAGUUCAAACCAGUGAUGCCGGUGAUCCCGGACCCACAGCAAUUACCUCCCACCCCCCAGCAAGCUCCACCCACUUCUAUAGGCAGCAGCGGAACUGACUACAACGCACCCAUUCCUCCUCAGUGACUAUGUACGUACCAGUGGUUAGUUUUGUGUGCACCAUAACAAUCAAUAUGGAUCAGCAGCUAAAUUAUGUAUUUGAAGUUUCUAGACUUGAAAUGUUUACUGUUUUGUGUCUGGAAUUACAAUUGUUUACUUCUUUCUAACUACUACUUCCUUAAUUUUUCAAAGCACAUUGGUAUUGUCUGAGACUAUGGUUAUAGUCUGUAGACCUAUUGA
This is a messenger RNA of Halichondria panicea, 1021 nucleotides long. Its product is annotated as mitochondrial import inner membrane translocase subunit Tim17-B-like. The transcript has 7 exons. Gene Ontology annotation, biological process: protein import into mitochondrial matrix. The record is from RefSeq and is a predicted model, not a curated record. Gene Ontology annotation, molecular function: transmembrane protein transporter activity. The coding region runs from base 272 to 808 and encodes 178 amino acids. Gene Ontology annotation, cellular component: mitochondrial inner membrane; TIM23 mitochondrial import inner membrane translocase complex. NCBI's taxonomy places the organism in Eukaryota, Metazoa, Porifera, Demospongiae, Suberitida, Halichondriidae.